AAUCACUACACCCGCCUGUCAUGUUUGUCAACGUCAUUUUUUCUUGUUAUGGCCAUUGGGGUAUUUAAAUUGACUAAAAACCAGCGACAUUUCUUAAGUAUAAUAUUUGUGUUUUUAAAUAUGAUUCAAGUACUAACGGGUGUAGUUAUGUUAAGUUUGUCAAUCUACAUCUACGUUUCAGUGGCACCAGUUUUAUAUUCGGAACGUGCAGAAAUCAGUUACGUAUUCUUUGUAAUAGGUCUGUGUGGCUUUAACAACAUUUGCUGUUAUUUAUUCGCUAUAAAAAUCCAACAAAAGUGCCUGAAACAAGCUUUCAAGAAAAGUACUCGAAGUCUCGUUUUCGCAUGGACGUGUGUCACAUUCUACAUCACGAUAUAUUUGUGUAUUUUGGCGAAACUCACAGCCAAAGUGUACAAACACAUAAUACGCGCGAUGGGUCAUUCGUUUUACAUCGGCAUGAGUAAAUACUUAAAGCAAGAGGAAUGGAAGGUCACUAUCGACCGAAUCCAAUACGACUUGCAAUGCUGYGGGGCCCAGGGCUACAAGGAGUGGCACCAAAUCCCCUGGAUGGGCCGAUACCAAGUCAAUGUAAAAUCCGAUUCGGUUAAACAAUUCCACGAAAACGGCUCUUGGUUAUUUCCAGUCACUCCGUGGAGUUGUUGUCGGCURAGUUUCCCCAUGCAGUGCCUUCACGACCCCCUGCAACAAGCCGGGGCCAGCCAACACUCCCUUGUCGCAGACUCCCUCAACACUGAAGGGUGCAUCACGAAACUAAAAAUACCGAUUCGGAUGGCAAUCACCACUUUUAUUGUUCUAGUAGUCCUCAACUGUCUYAUACAGUUGCUCGUAUUUUUGGUCGUCAGGGUGUUGUACACGUCUUGUCGCAAUGCGGAAAUCCUGGAAACGGAUGGAGUGGCCCCUGGAUGGAUUUUCGGGAGGGGGGACUGCGGUUAUAACCGAGGGAAAACCCUGAUUGACUACAUGAACCCGCCGAGAAGACGUCGGCGAAAAGCACCAAAACCAAUCAAUGAUGAGCAAGACUGCUGAUAAUGAUUAGCGACUGUCUCUAUUCCAAUUUAUUUUUUAUUUAUAUACAUAUAUCAUGUAAGAAUGUAUACAUAAGCUGAAGAAACGAUUACGAAACAAGAAAAGGUUUUUG
Molecule: messenger RNA, 1159 nt
Organism: Tribolium madens (black flour beetle)
Lineage: Eukaryota; Metazoa; Arthropoda; Insecta; Coleoptera; Tenebrionidae
Product: photoreceptor outer segment membrane glycoprotein 2
Exons: 5
Coding region: 49-1047 (332 amino acids)
Biological process (GO): visual perception
Cellular component (GO): membrane
Source: RefSeq, a predicted model, not a curated record